This is a messenger RNA of Hyaena hyaena (striped hyena), 5191 nucleotides long. RefSeq names its product zinc finger DHHC-type palmitoyltransferase 23 (gene ZDHHC23). The coding region runs from base 281 to 1567 and encodes 428 amino acids. Lineage: Eukaryota; Metazoa; Chordata; Mammalia; Carnivora; Hyaenidae. Gene Ontology annotation, biological process: protein targeting to membrane; peptidyl-L-cysteine S-palmitoylation. The record is from RefSeq and is a predicted model, not a curated record. Gene Ontology annotation, molecular function: protein-cysteine S-palmitoyltransferase activity. Gene Ontology annotation, cellular component: Golgi apparatus; endoplasmic reticulum. The transcript is spliced from 5 exons.
GGACCUGCCACGCCGAUCCCGGCGGGCAGGGGGGCGGCGGGCGCACUGCCGGGCCGUGGCCGGCUGUGCUCACAGGUGGGCGGCGGCGAAGGCGCGGCGGAGCGGUGCCGGGGUCCAGGAGACUCCAGCCGUCACACCGAGAGCCCCCCGGCUCCGAGCUGGGCAGACGCGUCCGCGCCUCGGGAGGAAACGGCCGUUCUCCCCUCCACCUCGGCCUUUCUGGCUGCAGCUGCACCUCGGCCCUGGAGCGCAGGUGGAAAUCGUGACACAGAAGGGCAGUAUGAAGCCAGUGAAGACAAACAAAGCGGAAGAACCUGAAUUGGAGCCCCUGUGCUGCUGCGAGUACAUAGAUCGAAAUGGGGAAAAGAACCACGUGGCUGCCUGUUUAUGUGAUUGCCAAGAUCUCGAUGAAGGGUGCGAUAGAUGGAUUACAUGUAAAUCCGUGCAACCAGAGACUUGCGAAAGAAUCAUGGAUACUAUUUCCGAUCGCCUCCGAAUUCCUUGGCUUCGGGGAGCCAAAAAAGUUAACAUUAGCAUCAUCCCCCCACUCAUCCUCCUGCCCGUCUUCCUCCGCGUGGCUUCCUGGCAUUUCCUCCUGGGGGUGGUGGUUUUGACCUCCCUUCCUGUGCUGGCUCUGUGGUACUACUACCUCACUCACAGAAGGAAAGAACAGACUCUGUUUUUCCUGAGCCUCGGACUGUUCUCUCUGGGCUACAUGUACUAUGUAUUCCUGCAGGAAGUGGUCCCCAAAGGGCGUGUGGGGCCUACUCAGCUGGCUCUUCUUACCUGCGGGUUGUUUCUGAUACUCUUAGCCUUGUACAGAGCCAAGAAGAAUCCAGGCUACCUCAGAAAUCCAGCAAGCAGUGACAGAUCUCUCAGCACCAGCCAGGCUGAAUGCCUGAACAGAAAAGGGCAGAAGACCAAAGGGUUCCCUGGCGCAGAAACGUCUGGCAGUCUCAACAACCGCACGCCGAAGGAUGAUCCCAAGGGCUCUUCCAGGGCGCUGGCUGGAAGCCCCACUAAGGUCAAGGAGGACUGGUGUGCCAAGUGCCAGCUGGUGCGACCAGCCCGGGCGUGGCAUUGCCGGAUCUGUGGCAUCUGUGUGAGGAGAAUGGACCACCAUUGUGUCUGGAUAAAUAGCUGUGUUGGAGAAUCAAAUCAUCAAGCAUUUAUACUUGCCCUUUCGAUCUUCUUGCUCACCUCGGUGUAUGGGAUAACACUGACCUUGGACACCAUUUGUAGAGAUAGAAGUGUCUUCACAGCUCUCUUCUAUUGUCCCGGAGUUUACGCAGAUUACAGCUCAGCGCUGUCCUUCACCUGCGUGUGGUACUCUGUGAUCGUCACGGCAGGCAUGGCCUACAUCUUCCUCAUCCAGCUGAUAAACAUCAGUUACAACGUCACUGAGAGGGAAGUCCAGCAGGCCCUUCGACAGAAGACGGGGCGCCGGCUCCUCUGGGGGCUCAUCGUGGACACAGGCCAGUACAACCGGGGCUUCCUGCGGAACUGGUACCAGUUCUCCACCCUGGGCGCCCACCCCUUCCACCACCCUGCCGAGGACAUUGUCUGAAGUGCCUUCCGUGUGGCUCUGCGAGGGGCAGCCCCUCCCUCUGCUCCCUCCCACUGUACACUUCAGUGUCCACACAGGAUGUUCGUUUUUACCCCCAGUUUCUUAAAGGCUGUACGGGGCCAUGCUCAGGUUUAGACAUUGGACUGGGAAGAAAUGAAUUUUCCUGACUUCACCCUAAGAGAUUUUUAUAUCGAAGCAGUAAAAGUAGAGCCAUUCUUUUCCAGUCACCUUGUUAACUAACUCCGUCACCAUGUGGAAGAGGAUGUGGAUUGCUAGUGCACAGAUUGACAAAGCAGUUCCCAUCUGUUAGUAGGCGGGAGAGUUUGGAUUGGGGUAGUUUCCAGGCCCUCUUUCAAUUCCUGAUAGCCAUGUGACCCUUAGUUGAGUCACCUCCUCAAGUCUCAGGUUCAUCUGUAAAGUGGGGGUACUAGUGCCUACCCUGGCUCACCACACAUUCGUGAGGGUCAUGCGCGGGAUGAGGUAUGUGGACGGCACUGGAAAAUGACUAAAGCACUCAACAGGUAUGAAGUAUUAUUAGGAAAAUUCUAAGACUGAGAAAACUGUUUAUAGAUCAGAAUGUUGAAGCCAAAACUAUCAGAGUAAUCCACUUUCAGCAUUUUAGAAUGAAAGAUCCUGAAAUACCACAUUGUAUAGUUACGGUAAUUUCACUCUCUGAAGUAUUAGACAUUAACUACCCAAACGAGGUAGAGGACGACCAGAUAGAUGUAGACACUCAUCUGAUCUUGAAGGGACAGUUGAUAACAGUUACAAUUCCUGGUAGUGUAAUAUACGCUGGUCAUGAGUUUAGGUGAUGAGUCCUUAUUUUUUUAUCUUAUUUCUUAUACAUUUAUUCUGUUUGGAUUUACUCUACAUAACUCCAAACUCUAGUAGGCAUUUCUGGUGUUUUCCUCUUUUCCAUGUUUCACCUGAGAAGGUGCUAGAGCACUUAGGAUGAGGCUGGAAGAGGAGAACAGACACCCUCGUGGGGAGCAUUUUACCCUCUUUCCUGGGUAGGGUGGCUGGUUAAUAUCAAGGGCUUGAUUUUUUUUUUUCGUGUAAGUAAUUCAAACACUGUCAGUUAUAGCACUGGGUUGCAAAAGCCGGUCUAUGGCAUUCACAUUCUUCUGGCAUGAACUCUCUGAGGAAUUGAUUGACAUUUCUUACUUGCACAUGACUUCUCAUUCACCGUUCCCUAGACAAAAGUAUCUCACUUGGAGAGAAGAAACAGGGUAUAUGUGGUUUCCACUAAUUAAUGGACCACGGUUCCUAGCUCUUCCUAAAAUAAUAAGUUGUCUGUUUAAUCAUAUCUUAAAACUGAAAAUGUAUAGAAUAUUAAAUAUUUAUAGAGAAUAGGUCUUGUCUGCCAUAGAUUAAGAUGAGGCAAUCUUGGAAUGGGGGAAAUACCCUCUUGAAAUGUUUGGUUUUAUAAGUGUACUUAUUUUGCAAUCCCAAAGAAAAUUCAUGAGUCCUUAAAUUUGCUUUGGCUUAUAGCUUCAUAUAGGGGAAAUAUUGCCAGCUUUUCCGUCUUUCUGUGCAUGCUGCCGUAGUAAGAGGUUUAUAAAUGUCGAGAGGAAAUACUGCUACUUCCUGCAACUCUUCCCUCUGCAGCUGGCACCGUCCCUAGUUCUGCCAUGGAACGAAGCUGUCCUUAAGACACUCACUCACCACAUUUUUAUACAGUCUUGUCGCUGUCACUGCUCUCCCCAGAGAUGGAUUGUUUAACCAGUGAGAGGCUCCGUAUUCCCCUGGGACGAGCCAAAGAGCAAGUCUGGGGAUGUUAGUCUGUGGUUUCUACAGUGAUGCCCUGGUGCUGGCCCAGAGUCAGGCAUUCGUUUGGAGUUAACGUUGGAUCUGAUAGGACUUUUCUGCGUAGGUUUGAGAGAGUAAUAAUGUCAAGGACAGCCCCUGUGGCCAGAAACCUCUAGUUGUGGUCUCUUGAACAUCAGAUGUGUAGGCAACUCUGAUUGUCUAGCAGUUGAUGAUAGAAUUCAUAGAAACAUUAGCAUAGUUGGUAAUUUGACACUCUUGUUAAAUCUUUGACAGCCAUCAAAAUCGGCCACAAUAAAGAUGAGUAGUCCCCGCGAGACCAGGGUCAUGUGGGAGGAUUGGGAGCGACUGCCAUCUUCAUAGCCACACAGCCCUAGAGUUGACCCACACCUGCAGGGUUCCUUGUAUGCGAUUCUGGGUGGUGGGAACUAAGAUGCUUGUUUUAAGUUCCUUGAGAUCUUCAUGAUGGGCGUUUUUCAGAAGAAAGCUCAAACUUUUGAAAACUUUGGUGUUUUGGUGGGGGUACAAGCCUGCUGAAGUAUUUGCACGAAAAGGAGCAGCAAACAAGGGGCUGUUUGUGAGCAGGGUUUCUCCAGGCCCUCGGACACCCUUAGUCUACACUCCUAGAUUCUUACACCUUGUUAUGACCUGGAACUAUUAGAGGGAUUUAUUUUUUUCCCUUUAAAGGACAAGGCCUCUGUGAACAAAUGAGUUCCAGAGAUACAUUUGGUGACAGUGGCCGUGGUCUGCACGGUGUAUAAACCAGCAGUUUGUUGGCCAUAGAGGCAAGCACCCCCCCACCCCCCGUCCCCCCAUCCCCACAUCCUCAGCCUGUUAAUGAACAUAUUGGAUACGGAGCUUUGUAAAUGAGCCACUAUAUCCUGACCACUCACAUAACAGGCAUGCCAUUGUGUACCAUUCCUAGGGAAGAGAGGUGAGUCCAUUUGGAGGAUUUAAGGGGAAGAAGUAGUUAAGGAUCAGGAUUGCGUGAAAGGAAAAAGUCCUUCAGUAUUUAAAAUGUUUUUUCUGAUAUCCAAAGAGUACCUUGUUCAGGCAGGGCCCACCUGAAAUGAAUUGACCCUUAACAAGCCUUACAUGAGUUUUAGGGACAUUGCUGCUCACCUCACCUCAGCCACCUCUGCAUCUGCUUAUGAUGCUGGAGAUCUUUGCCAUUCAAGUAGUGUCAUCCUUUGGUGAAUGAAGUAAUUGUUCUCGUCUAUUGUGCCACCUGCCUAGUGGAAAGACUGCUACAAACUGUCUCUUAUGCAAUAGCCCUUGGUACUUCUAAUAUUUUUAGUAUGAGAAAAUUUUCUAUACUAGAAUCUUCCACUGCCAGAAAACAAUGCCAGUAAGGUUCUCUGGAAUACCGACCAUCUGCUUAAUAGACUAUAUUUCCUUUGGGUAGGAAAUUAGCUUUUUAUUGCAAAACUAAUAUAAGCAAAAAUACGACAUCUAGAAGCACAGUCUUAACCAGGAUGUUUAACCAUGUUUUGUGAGCUGUAAGGGUCUCUCUAAACGAGGUAAGUAGGUUUAUAAGACUUCAUUUGAGCCAUAUUUUGGUCCCCUGCAUUUGAAUAGAGAGAAUUUCCUCAGACAAGCAUGGAUGAUAGAGACUUCUGCUUGCAGCACCUGUGUGGAAUCUGGCGUCCUCGGCAGCAGCAUGGCAAGCAUGCCAUGUUCUAUCAGACACUGCGGACGCGGUGGCGCGGGGUGCGGGGAGGGAUGAGAACUAGGCUUAGUGCUGGAUAAAAUCCCCCGUUCUCCCGGGUGUUUGCUGCGAUGAAUAGAAACUUGUUGCACGAACCGUGAGAUCAUGACCUGAGCCGAAGUCGGACGCCCAACCGACUGAGCCACCCA